AGCAUUUGACUCUGGCUUGGGACGCGAAGAGAGGCGCGCAGCGAAAGCCCGACUGACUGGCGAUGGUCUGAGCGCCCCUCGGCCACCCCCUCCCCCGAGACGCGACCCGGCCCUCCCCUCGCCUUGUGGACACACACACACCCAGCCUGGUCUCCUCCGACUUCUCAGAGCUCCUCUCCACUUCGGCGCUCCUCGGCGGAGGCCAGCCCGGGGGAGGUGCGGCGCCCGCCAGCAUGAGUGGCUCCUUCGAUCGCAAACUCAGCAGCAUCCUCACAGAUAUCUCCAGCUCGCUUAGCUGCCAUGCGGGCUCCAAGGACUCGCCCACCCUGCCCGAGUCUUCCGUCACGGACCUGGGCUACUACAGCGCUCCCCAGCACGACUACUACUCAGGCCAGCCUUAUGGCCAGACCGUGAACCCCUACACUUACCACCACCAGUUCAAUCUCAAUGGGCUCGCGGGCACUGGCGCUUACUCGCCCAAGUCGGAAUAUACCUAUGGAACCUCCUACCGGCAAUACGGACCGUACCGGGAGCAGCCGCUGCCUGCCCAGGACCCAGUGUCGGUGAAAGAGGAGCCCGAAGCCGAGGUGCGCAUGGUGAACGGGAAGCCCAAGAAGGUCCGAAAGCCGCGCACCAUCUACUCCAGCUACCAACUGGCCGCCCUGCAGCGUCGCUUCCAGAAGGCCCAGUACCUGGCGCUGCCCGAGCGCGCAGAGCUGGCCGCGCAGCUGGGCCUCACGCAGACACAGGUGAAAAUCUGGUUCCAGAACCGUCGAUCCAAGUUCAAGAAGCUCUACAAGAAUGGGGAGGUGCCCCUCGAACACAGUCCCAACAACAGCGAUUCCAUGGCCUGCAACUCACCACCAUCGCCAGCCCUCUGGGACACCUCUUCCCACUCAGCUCCGGCCACUGCCCGCAGUCAGCUACCCCCACCGCUCCCAUAUAGUGCCUCCCCCAGCUACCUGGACGACCCUACCAACUCCUGGUACCACGCACAGAACCUGAGUGGACCCCACUUACAGCAGCAGCCGCCUCAGCCAGCCACCCUGCACCAUGCUUCCCCUGGGCCCCCGCCCAACCCUGGGGCUGUGUACUGA
Molecule: messenger RNA, 1097 nt
Organism: Marmota flaviventris (yellow-bellied marmot)
Lineage: Eukaryota; Metazoa; Chordata; Mammalia; Rodentia; Sciuridae
Gene: Dlx3
Product: distal-less homeobox 3
Biological process (GO): regulation of transcription by RNA polymerase II; epithelial cell differentiation; embryo development
Molecular function (GO): RNA polymerase II cis-regulatory region sequence-specific DNA binding; DNA-binding transcription factor activity, RNA polymerase II-specific
Source: RefSeq, a predicted model, not a curated record